AUGUAUGAUGAGAUCCUUGGAGGGUAAAAUCCACAAGGUAAAAAGUUGUUUAAACCACCCCUAGCAUAAGCCAAAUAAGUUGUUUACGGCCCUGGUAACUCCUAGCAUUAGCAAGAUUCAGAAAUGUACUAGUAAUGGAGGCAGUCUAAUUAACCAAUGGGAUAGUCAAAUGGAAUGAGUGGAAAGAGCUCAGUUGCUCUGCAUAGUAUGCCAGGUGAUGAUAGACAUCUUCGAUAUCAAGAAUAUUUGGAAUAAUAGAAACAACCUAAUAAAGAUCAGAACAGAUACAUAGCGCCUGAUGAUAUUGAAGGUGCCCAGCCCAAAAAGCUUAACUAAGUCAGAGGUAAAAAGAAGGCAAACUUCUUUGAUGAUAAGAAGUUGAAUCAAUAUUAUCAUGACCAAAAGUACCAACUAGUAGAUAAUAAUCUCAAGCAAUAAGCUCCUGAAACUUAAGGCUACUUUGGAAAUACGACAUCUCAGAGCAACUAUAACACUACAAAUCAACUUUAUUAAAGCCGUCAAGGUUAAUUGAGUUAAUAGCAAUCCUAUAGCAAUAAUAAUACUGGAGCGAGAAAUUCAGUUGAUAAAAGUAAGCCAGUCAAAUUUGAUGAUAUAAACAACUUUGACCGACUUUAUAAUAAAAGAAUUGACUGGAAGCCGAUUCUGAUAUAAGAAAAGCAAGAUGAGAAAAAACAAUUAUUAGAAAGAGUACUAGGUGAGAGUGGAAGAAUAGGCUCUGGAUCAAUGAAUAGUACUCUAAGUAAAACAGGAGCAUAGAUGAUGAUGAUCCCACCAACAAAUUUGAGACUUAAUGGGAACCUAAAGAAUGAGAGUCAAGUUAAUUAUUGCAUCAGUCUAGGACUUGGAGCUCCCUAAAAGAAUGAGCUAACUUCUAAUUCAAUUGGUAAAUUCGCUAACUAUGGAUCUAUGUGA
Molecule: messenger RNA, 933 nt
Organism: Stylonychia lemnae
Lineage: Eukaryota; Ciliophora; Spirotrichea; Sporadotrichida; Oxytrichidae
Source: the annotation of a GenBank genome assembly